AUGGCGACUAGCGAUUUCGACGUGGAGCAUUUCGAGCGAAGACUCCAAUCACUGAAGGAUUCCCAGGAGUCUAUACAGGGACUCUCCGCGUGGUGUCUGGAGAGAAGACAACAUCACAAGAAGAUCGUCGCCACUUGGCUACAAGUUUUGAAGAAAGUAAAAGUGGAACAUCGCCUCACAUUGUUCUACUUGGCCAACGAUGUUAUUCAGUAUUCAAAGAGAAAGAACUUUGAAUUUGUGGAAUCGUGGGGCACUACUCUGCAACGCGCGACGACAAUGGUGCGAGAUGAAAAAGUGAAGCAUCGUAUACUGAGAAUCUUCAAGAUCUGGGAUCAGCGGCAGAUCUACAACGAGGAGUUUCUCACCGAUCUGUCUGGCUUGAUCUCAGCAGCUCCGAAGAAGAAACUCGAGCCCCAGCCGACUGCUCCAAAUGACGAGUUUCAAGCAGCUUUGCUGAUCUCAACGAUGAGGUCCUGCGCGACCCUGGAGCAGGCGACUGACGCCAGACUGCGCGAUUUGCGAGAAAGUAACAUAGACAUAGAAAACGCGGAGGAAUUGUGUUCGUCGUUAAAAGAUAGAAGGCGCGUCGAGGACGCCGAGAAGGAGGUCGAAUUAGCCGUACGGAAUGUUGAGAAUUACGUACGUGCUUUGGAAGCAGAGAUUAGAGAAAGGGCGCAAGUGGUCGAUUUGUUGGAGCAGGCAGAUCAGUUUUACGAGACUCAGCGUGGGGAAGUUAAAAUAGUGUCGAAUGCAUACCGUAAUUUCGGUAGUCGUGUGAAAAACCUGAAGAAAAAACUGGACGAACUGUUGCCGACUUUGGUCUCCCCGAUACCGUCGCCCGACGUGAACGCGCCUUCGCCAAGUCCCGACAGUGACAUAGAACUUCCGGGAGAUGAAACUCAAGUGACGAAUCAGUCGGGAAUAAUCGAGGUGGCGCCGCCGACUCUGUACGGAUCUUAUACUCAUGAAUACGAUCCAAUACCUGUACCUGCUCCCGAGAUGGUACAGGGCAACGAGUCCGGGGACUUUACUAAUAACUUUCCUUCUUUUAUGGGAGGAAAUAUGGAUUUUGGUAACAUGAGAAAUUUGUUCAACGAAAGGUCCGCGACGCCUUCUGGAAUGUCUCAACAGUACAAUGACUCUAUAGAGGCGAAACCUAUAGAAGUGAUUAAUAUGAGACCCUCGAAGAACGAGAAGAGCAAUUCGGAGUUCAAUGUAUCUAGUUUCCUGAAAACGCUCCUUCCGUCUUCCGACGGGACACCGGAUCCGGGUGCCAUACCGGGUUUGGGCUUGGACGUAUCUGAAAGUCAAGUGGAUUCGCCGCAACGCCCUAACUACAAUCAUUCACCUGUGUUAGGGCAGCUUCCUGCAACACCUGUGAUCUCAAGAAUGAUCGGUAGUCAGGGUGCAUCAUCCCUCGGCGGUUUGAACAACUGCCAGAUGAGUCAUAGUACCCCGUUGCCCGUUCGCAAUUUGUCCAGUGAAUCACACACACCUUCUCCGUAUUCCAGUCAAAACAGUCAGAGCAAUAUAACCGGUCCCUUCGACGGUCCCACCAACACCAACACGGUUAAUCCUUUACCUCCUCCACCUUUACCUCCUAUCUUUCUCGAUGACGAGAACUGCUAUAACAAGCUGCCGCCCAAGUUUCCCACAUGGACACCGCCGAACGAGAGCGUCAAGGAGUCUGUCAAGUGGGAAGAGAAGGCAAAUUUUACUGUGUGUUCAGGAAAGAACAGCAUGAAUCCUCCUACGUGGUCUGAAGAAUGCGACGACAAGAACAAGAGCUCGUGGAUGGACGGCGAAGGGGACAGAUGGGACUCCAAUAACGACUCCACGUGGCCGGGCAGGACGAAAAACGAGAUACUGUCCGAGACUCCGGAAUCACCGCCUAUAUACGAGAAGGCCGGCUUCGUCGAACCGGUCGAGUAUAACGAGCCGCAACCGCAAGAAUCUUUGAAUGCCACCGGAGAUGUAGACCAUCGAGUGAUACCGAUUCCAUUGGCUAUCGAGAACCAGUUGCCAUAUCGUCUUAUGAAAGCGGCGGACGUGGAUCAUCGUAAUCUGAUUAGUCUUACCGGUAGUCCUGCGAACCACCACAAUCUUGGCGACUCGUCGCUCUCGUCUUUGCCCAAUAACAACAAUUUGUGGUCCACUGGCGAUCAAGAUUAUCGGCGACACAUGCAACCAGGUGAUAUUGUCGAAAGCGUAGAUAUGGAGAUGUCGGAUGACGAGAACGACAGCAAGCCUAAGGGCAGAGUUCUUGUCGAUCUGCGGUCGCAGGAUCGCGAUAUGCGUAUAGGCGUGUCGCUAUCGUCUUCGUCGCAUUUAGAUAUGGACAUGCGUAUGAUCCCCCUUCCCAUCGGACAAAUGCCCGGUUCGCGCGGUCAACUCGUGCAAGACGUUCGCCUGAUGCACGCGGGUCCACCUCCACCGCCUCCGCCGCUGCAGUUUCAUCAAAGUCAGAGCGGUUUUCGGCAAGAGCAGUCAGAUUUUCAUCGCGGCCAGUCGGCCGAUUUUCACUCGAAUCCAUCAAACUUCCAUCAGAACAGACCGCCACCUAACUUCCUGCAGAGCUCGCAGGAUUUUCAUCAAAAUCAACCAGACUUCCGUUCGCAUCAUCAAUCCCAGCAGGAUUUCCACCCUUCUCAGCAGGACUUUGAAUAUCGCGACAGGCAGCACGAUGUUCGCUCCAAGCAAGACUUUUUGACUGAGUCGUCGAACCGCGGCAGGUACUCGCAAUCGACGGAUCAUCAGCACCGCGAUAGUUUGUUGUUUCAUAGGAACGAUAGGAGCAAUCGUGGUAGUCGCGGGUUCCCUAGGAGUCGCCGGGAUCGAUAUUCCGACGAUCAUAUCAUGAAGCAACGCAAUCUGGUGAAUAGUCGCAAAUCGAGAUCGCAGGAUCAGCAAUUAUCACCUGAAAUUUUACCAAAUAGUCGGCCACUGUUGCUACAACCACCCGACACUGUCGUUAUUCUCGAUGACGAAGGAAUGCCGAUUGGUAUGUCGGAAUUCAAUCAAAGGGACAACACGGCGUCAUCGACCGUCGUUACGGCUCGAGAGUCUCAGGAACCUCAGGAACGCGAUGACAGCGAUCAGAGCGCGAUGUUGCCGACACGCCGGACGUCGCACGAUACUCCGAGCUCGCAGGAUUCCGAGCGCAACCAACAGCAACAACAACAACAACAACAACAACAACAACAAGGCUAUCCGGUAGGCUCAAGUCUCUCGUCUGAUCACGAGCGAGCACCGUCCUCAAUCGGGUCAGAUGAUCAGCAGCCGAUAAAUCAAGUGACAGUUAUUUCGAUAACGACGGACGUCAGCGACGUACAACAAAACCAGUAUGUUCCCAUUUCAGAAUACGAAGAGCACGUAGAUUUAGAACACUCGAUAGUCACGGAGAAGAUUACGAGUGACGAUAAUGGAUCGGUGCAUGAAGGUCAGGACACGAAUUAUGCAGAGAACGAGCGAUUGACGGGCGAGCAGCUGACGACAAGCACGAACAGCGAAUUGAAGAGGCCCUCUGCAAACGGCAGUUUCGACGAACAGACGCAUGAAGAUGGAAGUAACCCCAACAAAAAGAGAACUCUGUUGCCGAACGGACCGCAUAUUCCACUUGAUUGCGGCCCGAACGGCGGUCCCUCGCCGCACGGCACGUCGACGGAGUUGCACUCGGUGAUACACGAGUACGACGGUCACGGUUCGCCAUCACUAUCGCCGAACUACCGACCGCGCAUUGGGGUGCCGACGCCUUUCCCGCCCUGGCGAGGUGGACCGCCUCCCAGAGGCGGUAGAGGAGGAUUUAGAGGUGGACCGCGGGCUCCGUGGUUAGACAGGGGGCCACGCGGAGCUAGUAAUUUCCUACCGAGGGGACUGAAACGCGGUGGCGGACAGUUCCGUGGUAGUGGUUUCAGAGGCCGAGGACGAGGCAGUAAUUGGUAGAGAUAAACAUCUCGCCGUAAUCUCAUAUGAUUUAAUGACUACUGAUAGAAACUGCAGUCGUGACUCUACAGUCGAACUUGGAGAGAAAGAGAGAGAGAGAGAGAGAGAGAGAGAGAGAGAGAGAGGAAACGAUACAAGCGCUGCAUUCAUAGAGCAAGCGCCUUUUGUAUUCUGUAAAUAAGCGCACUGUCGAUUUCGUGGCAGCACGCGCGAUGCGUAGCUGUAUGAAUGACGAGUGCGCUCCUACACACAUACGUAUACAUGUUGUACGCAGAAGCACGCGCAGUCGUACCCAGACGGUAAGACCUUCCGUGUUGAAUGUUCACACAUACAUACGCACGCAAAUACACACACACACCACACACACACACACACACAUGUAUUCACAGAAAUACACACUAUACACUUCCGUGUGCGAUUGACUCGUCUAUAUAAAUAUAUAAAUAAACUAUCUAGAUAUAUACAUAAAUAUAAAUAUGCGCAUACAUAUAUAUGUUUCGUUAAGAACUUAGAAGUGUUAUCGAAGCGGCUUGCGCAUACAUAAAUACACGACUCACACAUUCAUCAAACAUAAUACACGCACGUGCGCAUGUAAUUGCUAUUAUCGAAUUCAAUAGUAAUUAGAGCCACGUAUGAUGACUCGAGGUGCGAUACGCUGAUUAGUCGCUCCGAUAAUGACCACGCUACACUACUUCCUCGUUUAGAUUUUCGUGUAAGAACUUGUGUUGUUCGCCGCGUAUGCGUCUAGAGAGGACAACGGGUUAAGGGCACGUGUCUCGACGUCGAGCGAAUCGACUCGUGUGUGUGUGGAAGAGUCGUUUCAGUGGGAGCUAGCGAGCGAGAUUGUGCGCUGCGAUUGACAACUCUAGAGCUAAUAGUUCCGCAGAGAGAAUCGCGGCGCUUCCAAUUCUCGACUGAGGGUCGCAUCGUACAUUCUCGAUCACAGGAAUCGAUUCCACGGGGGUUUCCUAUUAUUUCCCUCCCUCACCUACCACCCUUCCACGGAGAAAUCGCUUGUUCCCCUUCGUCCUCUUCUCCGUUUCCUCUUCCUCACUUGUCUGCGUUUCCUGCCAUUUGGUUGAGGUUCGUUUAUAAGAAGACGAAGGAAUGAAGAGACACAGGCGUAUCGAUGAAACCUUCAAAGUGUAUUAAUAAAAUAUAGUGUUUACGUUUUGGUUCGCUUCGUACAUUUUCCCUGUUAUUUCCGGAAUACACUACGUAGAUGAGUGUUUCUCGUGAUAGAUCGUACCACGUUCUCGUUCAUAAAACGGCAAUAAAUGAUUAAUUAUUCACUGAAUCAGUCUAGAACGUCGAUUUUCAAUUGUAUUUGUUUGCAAGAAAAAGUAGCAGUGGUUCGAUAUAUAAUGAUGUUGAUUCACGAAUAGGCUAUCGAUAAGGUGCUCUGUAAUUGCUAAUAUUUUUCUGUGGUUGUGAUCGGCAAAAGGAGGAAAUGUAAGAGGAGCGAGACUACGGGAUGAUAUGCUUGCUUUGUUAGUAAAGUACGGGCUGCUUCUCUAUCGUUUUGCGAUUGUUCAUCUAAUUAGAUGUUAUCGCGUACGUCCUUUUUGCGGAUGGGCGACGUAUCGUCGGUCGUAAAUAAGUUUAUAUAUUAAUAACAACAACCAAUAACCAUAAUAACAACAACAAUAACAACAACAACAACGUCUCGAUAUCGACCGACAUGUCGAUCGAUGUUGACUCCUUCGAUUUUGUCGACUAGUCAAUUUUACGUAUAUUUACGUUUCACCGAAAGCAAGCGAAUCGUUGCGGAGGAAGAGUAUAUACGGUACAUCGAUAGUGAGUGCGCACAGGAAACAAGUGUAGCAAACGCAAAAGAAUCCGUGGAACUAUAUGAUUGUUUAAUAAAAUAAUAACCGAGGACUCUUUCCUUCCAGCUCUCAAGUUGAACCGUAUUCCCGCAUUCGAUACAUACGCGACGCAUUUCGCUCUCGAUAAGUCACCAGGCCCGUAAAUGCAUUUAAUUACUAAGUACAUACAUAUAUAUAUAUAUACCGAUCGUACCUUUUUCUUUCACGAGAAGACGAGAGCGACAAGCGUCACAUGUGUGCAUCCUCGUCAUUGAUUUUCUUUCGUAGACGCGGCACACAGACGCGGAGGAAAAUGCGAUAUCACUUCAACUUAUCGAUCCGCCUUAUUACUCCUCGCCCGCUUUUUUCCCGAUCUUAUUAUGUAUAGUAAUGAGAGUUAAUCGUGGAAUCGGUAUUUAUCAGUCAGAGUGAGCGAACGAACGAGACGGAAAUUGAUCUCUCGAUCCUCCGCAAUCAAAGGAGAUGAGACGUGAAGAGAGGAGAGAAGAGAAGAGAAAGGGAAUGUAGGAGCGUGGAGAAGCAUGUAAAAUACGCGUCGAAUACGGUACAGAUGCGAUGUAAUAAAGGAUGGCGUGUACUGUUCGAUUAUAUAUUCAAAUAUUAUCUAUAUUACCUUCGUGAUGAUCUCUCGUCUCUUGUACUAUAGCGUCGAGAGAAAUCGCGCGAAAUUUCUCACGUGUUUCAAAGUUAUCGGGAUUUACGAUACAGACUGUCCCAAAGAGGUGUAAAUUGGUAGUAUAGAAUAGAAUAUACAUAUAUAUAUAUUUUUUUCUAUUCUUAUCGUAACUGUUUGGAAAACAGCGCGUCUCAAGUUGAAUGGUCAAGUUGAUUCAUCACGUUUGAUUGAAAAAUAAUGUCCCGUCAUUGAUUUCGACUCUGUCGUAUGAAUAAGUAAUUCGCAUAUUUGCUGCAACAAUCAAAUAUUGACGAUCGAUUAUAACAAAGUGACGUUAAUGACAUGUUUUAAUGAUCUUCAGUAAUUAUUGUAUACCUUUCCCUCAGCAAAGAUAUCCUUCAUUUCAAUCGUCCCAUUAUUUUACCGAGUAAUAAAAACAAAGAAUGACCUUAUGGUUAAGCCAAUUUCCCGUUGGUGAGACAAACAACGACUCGACUCUGAGAUCGAUGAUUCAAGAUUUAUCGACAAACGUGACUGAUUGAAUUUUUGUAAGAGUCGAUUUUUUCUUUUUUUUUAAGCACUACUACUAGUAUACAUCGUAUUUGAGGCAGCCUGUAUCCGCGCACACGCUACGUUGCUCCUUCCAAAUCUCGCACCUCCGUUGAAGUCAAGACAAUGGAACUGUCCUUGCCGAGAGAGUACAAAUUUCGAAAAGACGUCUCAAAGAUGUUCUAUUUUUUUUAUUUAGAUUUUUUUAGAAAUUUGUACUCUAUGGGUCGUUGUCUAGACCGUGGGAAUCAAAUUUAAAAUAAGGGUUCUAGCUAGAGAAGUGCCUUUCUUAUUGAAACGAAUCUUACAUCUUUUGUCAAGAGAAUAUAUGUACAACGUAUCAUAUUCUGAUGUAUAACAAAAUAUGCUGAGCGCUUCCGCAAUUUAAUUUAAUUAAGCGAAUCUACCCGAGCCGAUAUAAGAGAUUGAAGAAGAGAUAAAGAGGGAGAGAGAGAGAGAGUGAGUGAGUGAGUGAAUGUGUGAGAAGAGGGCAGAGUGAUCGAUCCGAAGUCCUAUUAAUAAGUGAGAUUUCGUUAUCAUAUUAAAUAAUCUUGUACACAUUAUGUAGAUUAAUUAAUGUACAAUUAUUUAAUUAUAGAUUAACGUUAACGUGUUUUAUAUCGUGAUAUAUAGAACAAUUAUGCAUACUGUGUAUGCGAAAAAUUUUGUACAUUGCCUAAUAAAAAUUGACUUUUAUAUAUAA
Messenger RNA from Odontomachus brunneus, 7639 nucleotides. RefSeq lists its product as uncharacterized. NCBI's taxonomy places the organism in Eukaryota, Metazoa, Arthropoda, Insecta, Hymenoptera, Formicidae. Gene Ontology annotation, cellular component: RNA polymerase II, holoenzyme. Bases 1 to 3942 code for a protein of 1313 amino acids. The record is from RefSeq and is a predicted model, not a curated record. Gene Ontology annotation, biological process: mRNA 3'-end processing. The transcript has 8 exons. Gene Ontology annotation, molecular function: RNA polymerase II complex binding.